GAGAUCGGGGACUCAGUUCGCCCAUGAGGCUUCGAACUCCCGGUUCGCACUCUGCCGUAUCAUCGUUUGACGUUCGAAUUUUCAUCGGCGAUCAAUCGCAAAAAAUCAGAAAAGUAGAAGCAGAAAAAAAAAAAAAAAAAGAAACCUUACGAGGAAAUGGAAAAAAAGUAAUCGCACCGAUGAGAAAAUUGUUGACCGUCUCUCGAAAAAAGGGGGUAGUUUUUUUUUCUUCAAAGGCAUGUGUCGGUCGUUUUUUAACGUUGGCUGAAGCAAAAAAUAAGCAUUUUCAAAAAUUCCACAGUUUCGGAGCUUCGAUCGAUUGCCGCAAUUGAUCUCGUCCUAUUUUUUUUUUUUCUUUUGCUUUCGUUCCGUUGUUGUUUUAAUUUUUUGAAACUCGAAACGCGUAAUUCAGCCGAGUGUAUUUAAUCCCCUUCGCGCGCGCUGCUUUUUACAGGCGCGAAUUUAACUAUUGCAGAAAAGGUGUGACGUAAUAUUUGUUAUAUACACAGUCAUCGGUACUUGACUUUGGGACAUUGAAAUUAAACGGGCGAGAGAGAUAGAGAGAGAGGGGAAGUAAUCGAGAAGAGAAGAAAAAAAAAAAAAAAAUACCAUGUGAACGUUAUGUGAUUUUUCUUGCAACUGGAAUUUUAAUUUAAACAUCAGUGAAGAUUAAAUGGCAGAGGAAAUGGCCUAGAAAAAGUAAUGUGCGUAAAACAGAUGUGAGAUUGUAAUAAUUCAAAUAAGAUGAAAUAAAAAAUGCUAAUUAUUGUCGCAUCAAGAUUUUAUUAAAGGGACAUUCAAUUGUAACCGGAAGUAAAUUUUCUUCACUUCCUUUUUCGCAUUUUCUCCAAAUCUCUUUUUCGGGCCAUAGACUACGUUUCUUUCACAUCUAUGUGCACGCAAACUGAUUUCCAAAGUUAUGAAGUACGUAUAAAGAAAAUUUUUAUCCACAAACAAAUAGCGUGGCUAAUAAGAAUUAACCCUUGUAAUGCGAGUUGAUGAAAUCGCAAGCUUUCAAAGUUUUCAAGCAGGUACUAUAUACAUAAGUAUUCGUGAGCUUUCGAGUUGUCGGGGAGGUUCGGUAGAAUAAAAUAAAGAAAAAAAAAAAAAGGAAGAAGCAGAAGAAGAAGAGAAACACACGAUAAAAUAAGAUAAAAUAUAAUGAAAUAAAGUGAAGAAUAAAAAAAAAAAAAAACAAAGCAAGAAACAUUUCGGUGGGGGGGGGGUAAAAAGUUGAAUUCGAGAUAAAGAAUUGGAGUAAAAUUGAGAAAGAAGAAAAACGAAGGAAAAAGAAACCGGGAGGACGUAUGUAUAGGUAUAUAUACACGUGCAACGCUUGAAUAAGAAAGGUUGAAAAUAAUGCGAAAAUAAAAGCCAGUGCAACCGGCCAAGUUAAACAAACUGAAAGAAAACUAAAUAAAUAAAAAUCGAAGAAUUUAUCCUGCAGCAUUAAACGUACGUACAGGAGGACGAAAUAAAAAUCCGCAUCGCUGCAGUGGACGGUAUAUAAGUAGAUAUAAGAGAAAGAAAAGAAAAGAAAAGAAGAGAAUAGAAAAGCAAAAUCGAAAAAAAAAGGGUAUAAACAAUGCGGUGGAUAUUAUGGUCGUGGACGGCGUUGUUGGUCGCGGCGACGACGCUACCCGCCGCGACGCCUUGGAAGACGGAUCGUAGUAAGCCAUGGCCAAGGUUAUACGGGGACAGAAUUCCAACGAGGGUUUUGAUACCCUCGAGUAAGAAAGUUCAAAAGAAGAUCGUUCUCUAUCACAACUUCUUCAGGACUCACGUGACACCCACCGCCGCAAACAUGUUGGCAAUGAAGUGGCACAGGGGCGCGGCGAGGGCAGCCCAACGUUGGGCCGAAAGUUGUUUAGCCCUGACUCAUGACAACGCGACCGGGCUUCACAUAGACGCUUUCGGGAGCUGCGGUCAAAAUAUUUUUAUCUCAACAGCUCAAGUACCAUGGUUUUUCGCGAUCAAGACGUGGUAUUUGGAGAAGGAGAUUUUCAAAUACGGAGCCGACGCACAAAAUGAUCUGAGUCAGGUAGGCCAUUACACGCAAAUGGUUUGGGCGCCGACCCACCGAGUCGGUUGCGGAUGGGCAAAAUGCCCCGGUACCAGAGGACCCCGUGGCAAACCGUACUUCAGUUACGUCUGCAAUUAUUGUCCCGCGGGUAACCACCCGGAAUAUCUCGGCACUCCUUACGUGGAGGGGCCACCCUGCAGUGGUUGCAAGGAUCAUUGUCGGUUGGGAAAACUCUGCAAGAACGCUUGUCCCUGGGCUGACUUAUGGGCGAAUUGUAGACAACUUAACGAAACCUGGCCAACUUGGUUGUGCGAUAGCGAUACGCAGCAGGGUGUCGAACGCCGGCAAUUUUGUCGAGCGACAUGCAAAUGUCGCGACAAAAUAGUUUGAACACGAUUCGUCCGUUAUCAUAAUUUUAAAAUCAAUUAAGUUUACGGAUAGCACAAUAUAUUAACAUAUGUAUGUAUAACGGUGAAUAUGAUAAUUCUGCAUAAAGUAAGUAAGAAAAAAAGUGAAUAUUAUACGAUCAAUCAGUAACAUUAAUAUUAAUGAUAACGAUAAAUCGGUAAGGGUAUGAUAUGAUAAAUGUAAUAGAGAUGAAGAAAUUGAAUUAAAGAUGACGAAACAUGAGAGGCAAUUAUUAUAUAUUAUUAUAAACAAAAAAAAAGAAAAAAAAAAAAAACAAGAAUCUAUAUAUAUUUCGUUUAGUCACUUUUUUAGGGACACGAGAGAAAUGAGAAAUUGUACAUAGGUAUAUACAUUAUAUAAAUGGAUAAAAUUUACGAAAGAGAAAAAUUAAAAUUCAAUCAUUCGCA
Molecule: messenger RNA, 2838 nt
Organism: Athalia rosae (coleseed sawfly)
Lineage: Eukaryota; Metazoa; Arthropoda; Insecta; Hymenoptera; Athaliidae
Product: cysteine-rich secretory protein 2-like
Exons: 6
Coding region: 1586-2413 (275 amino acids)
Cellular component (GO): extracellular region
Source: RefSeq, a predicted model, not a curated record